AUGGUCAUGGUUAUGAAUGGUUUGAUACCGGCCCCAAAAGGUCGCGUUCGAACGAAAGUCGGGCAUAAAUACCUCGAAGCUUUACAAUCAAAACUAGAUGGGGGUUAUCAAAGUUCAAGCUCAUCAUCCUCAGAUGAUGGUGGGAAAAGUUCUCCAGGUUUGAAUCUAUUGAUUCUUGGUAUUACUUCUGGUACUGCUAUGGAUGAUAUUGAUUUCGCACUCUGUCGUUAUACUCAAGAAUCUCCAGAGGCAUCAUUACACUUGGAUCUUAUUCAGUAUGAUUCGGUCGUUAUGCCUUCAAAGAUUCGAUCCGAGAUCCUUUCGAUGUUACAAGAAGACGCAGCUCCACCAAGUAUGCUUUCCCAGAUGGACGCAGAAAUGGGUCAUACUUUCGCGAACGCUAUUCACAUAUUUUCACAUAAGCAUGGCAUUUCCGUUGACGAUAUCGAUUUGAUCGGAUCUGGAGGGCAGCUCGUAAGCUUAACUGGUGCUCCACCUCGAGGACAACACCGAUCGAAUAUGUGUUUGGGGGAAGGAGCUGUGAUAUCUGCGAAAACAGGUGUAACAACUGUUUCCGAUUAUCGAACGGCAGAACAAGCAGUUGGCCGACAAGGUGCUCCUUUAUUUGCAUAUUUGGUCGGGUUAUUACUUCACCAUCCUACCAGAUUGCAAAUUUGUAUCACAAUUGGAGGCAUUACAACUGUAUGCUUUAUCCCGUCGGAUAAAAAGGGGGGGAUAGAUGCAAUGUACGAUUGGGAUACAGGUCCAGGCACAUGCAUGAUUGAUGCAGCCUAUCGUCACUUUGGCCUCGAUCCCCAAACGGACCAAUCCUCUUUCCUACACGGUACAAUCUGCCAUGAAGUAGUUGAGCAACUCCUUACCAACGAUGAUUAUCUAAGUGCACGACCACCAAAAACCACAGCAAGAGAAAUAUAUGGUGAUGCUAUGGCAUAUAAGAUUAUAGGAAUGUGCGCAUAUCAGGGUUGCUCUCCCGCAGAUACCAUCUCUACUCUCACUCGCUUCACCUCCGCCAGCAUAGCCCAACAACUCCUUCUGUACGGACCCGGUCGUGACGCCAUCAAUGCAGCCGAUAUAACAGUCGACGGCCGCGGCAUGUCCCACACAUCCCUCAUCUCAGACCUACAAACCGAAUUUCCAGGGGCUCAUUUUGGCAGUUUCGACAAAACAGGUAUCCCAUCAAAUGCCAAAAAAGCCGUAGGAUUUGCGAUGCAAGCUAUGGAAGCAUUGUUAGGAAGAGCAUUACCCGUCCCAACAAAUGCGGAUGUGAGGAGGCCCAAUACUAUAACGGGAAAACUGGCGCCGGGACUUAGGUGGAGGGAAGUGAUGGAGAAGAGUGUAAGAUUCGGAGGGAGUGGAAGGGGUUGGGAGGGGCUACCUGAGGUGCGGGAGUUGGUUGUUAGGCAGAGGGAUAUGGGGGAUGUUUUGGGAUUGGGUAUUGGGGGCGAAGAAGGGGAAGGAGAUGUAACAGGUGAGUAG
Sclerotinia borealis F-4128 is the source of this 1497-nucleotide messenger RNA. The record is from the annotation of a GenBank genome assembly. NCBI's taxonomy places the organism in Eukaryota, Fungi, Ascomycota, Leotiomycetes, Helotiales, Sclerotiniaceae.